Chaetomium globosum CBS 148.51 is the source of this 1683-nucleotide messenger RNA. RefSeq lists its product as uncharacterized. Lineage: Eukaryota; Fungi; Ascomycota; Sordariomycetes; Sordariales; Chaetomiaceae. The record is from RefSeq and is a predicted model, not a curated record. The coding region runs from base 1 to 1683 and encodes 560 amino acids. The transcript is spliced from 2 exons.
AUGGGCGCACCGAUACUGGCUUCGGCCGCUCACGCCGUUCCGGCACUCGAAACCGGCGGCCACGCCAUGGAUGCUUCCAUCACCUCCAGAGAGACCAAGGGCGGCCGUCGGCUAUGGUACCGCAUGAGGGUCAUCCAGCAACCGGAGCGUGCGAGAGCCUGUGGUUCUGGUCCGAAGUCAUCGGCCGACCGUCGCCCUGUGGACCCGCCUCCCGUUGUGGAGCUGCGUAUCUACGAAGGGCAGACAUGGGACCAGGCGCAGGAGAAGGACAUCACUUUUGUCUACAAUGCCAACUUCUUCCUCUUCGCUACGCUCGAGCAUGCUCGCAUCAUGGCCCACGCUCGCGGGUCGGCAUCUUCUGCUAACACGCCGCCUGUGCUUACUGGCAUGCCCGUUUCCGGCAUGGCGUAUCUGGACCGGCCGGAAGAGGCUGGCUAUUUCCUCUUCCCAGAUCUCUCGGUAAGGCACGAGGGCCGGUACAAGCUGACCUUCAACCUGUACGAGGAGACCAAGGAGGACAAGGACAAGGAUAAGGAGCGCGAUGUCGAAAGCCAGCCGCCUCUCACCGGCCUCAGCCCCGCCACGGGAGGAUCGUUCGAUUUCCGCAUGGAGGUCAAGUCGCAGGACUUCAUCGUUUACAGCGCCAAGAAGUUCCCGGGUCUGGCCGAGAGUACCGCCCUCAGCCGUGUGGUGGCCGAGCAGGGAUGUCGCGUCCGUAUCCGCCGUGACGUGAGGAUGAGACGCCGCGAUGGAAAGGGUGCUGGGGACUACGACAACGGUGAGGAGGAGUACAACCGCAGGAGGAGAACGGCGACGCCGGAUAACCGCAACAACGACUUUGCGGCCCGGGCGCGCUCGAUGAGCGGUAGCACGGAGCGUACACCGUAUUCAGCUGACCCGCAACGCCGGCCGUCCAUGGCGGAUUAUCCGUCGCAGUAUGCGCAGAACCCGCCGGCCGGUGGCCAUCUGCAGUUCCUCGGUGGGAACGCUAGCUCGCAGUACCCUGCUGCUCCACCACAGCCGUUUGCGCAGCCUCCGUCGGUCCCCGCGUCACCCGUGUACCCGCCCACCCAGGCCGCUCCCUACCAGAUGCAGACCUCAUAUCCGCCUCCGCCCCCGCCCCCUGCGCCGAAGAGAGAGCGGACGCCUUCCCAGUCGGGGUACGCCCCGAUCAACCCGGCUCCUCGCCGCGAGAGCAUCCACCACGACUACCGUCCGUCUGGCCCCAUCCAACUCCCGCCGCUGCCUCCUCCGCCUUAUUACCCGCCGACGCCGCAACAGUCGCACAUGCCACCCCCGCAGCCGCCGCAGGUCCUCCCGCCUCUCCAGAUCGACAGCAACAGCAAGAGCAACAACCGCCUCCCGAUGCCGAGCCCAACGGCCCUGGCCAACAGCGCCCCGCGCCCCCUCGCCUCGCUCGCGCCGCUCGCGCCGCUUAUGCAGAGCACCAGCAGCAGUGCCGGAAAGGGCCCGGUUCACCCGGCGACUCUGCCGCCGCCGGCCGUGUACGCCGGCGCCAAGCGGGCGCACGACGAGUCGUUCUGGUCCGAGCCGGAGCACGGGCGAUACCAAAACGGCACGCGGGACAAGGGGAGGUCGGAAGACAUUAUCACGGACCCUACGUCCAUGCCGUUCAGACGUGCCGACGGAACCGAGGCGGAUGGCAUCAGGCUGCGGUACUAA